CAGAGAGGGUGGGUGAGGGGAGUUGAAUCGGCUGCAGAACAGCAUUUUAACGUUAGAAAUGCAUUGACAACUAGUACGUUAUCAGCGGUUUAAUCAGACCAUCAACAUUGCUACCGAAGAACAGGAAGCCACCAGCCUGUUUGACCCCACAACCCCCAGUAUGAAGAAGCAGCAGCAGCAGCAGCAGCAGCAGCAGCAGCAGAGUAAGGAAUCUCUGACAGACAAGAUGAAGGGCCUGUUUGGGCUGAGACAGCCACGCAUCAGUACCAGGCAAGCGGAGAGCAGACCCUCUGAGUUCAUCAUAACUGUGGACACCCUGAAGGAGCUGAAUCCCGAAUGUGGGCUGCAUAGCAGAAUCCGGGUCAUUAACCAUGUAUGUGAGCUUGCAAAAUCCAAGAAAUUUGAAGAGAAUGCGGUGGUGACUGUUUGGAAAGCAGUGGAGGAUUUGCUGCACCCUGAUCAACCGGUAGAAGCCAGACAUGCAGUGCUUCAGCUACUCAAAGCUAUCAUCCAGGGCCAGGGUGAAAGGCUGGGGCCUCUUAGAGCUUAUUUCUUUAAGAUCGUUAAGGACUAUCCCUCCAAUGAACACCUUCACGAAAGACUUGAGGUCUUCAAAGCUCUAACAGAGAAUGGCAAGGACAUCACAUACUUGGAGGAAGACAUUGCUGGCUUUGUGCUUCUGUGGAUGGACACUGGUUUGACUGCAGAAUUCCUCCGGGUUCUUGUCAACCUUGUCAAAUUCAACAGCUGCUACUUGGAUCAGAAUGUUUCACAGAUGGUCCAUAAGAUAUGCCUCAUGUGCAACCAGACUACAGCUUCAACAGAUAUAGAGGUUUCUCUGCAAGUGCUGGAUGCUGUGGUUUGUUACAACUGCCUCCCCUCUGACUCCCUGCUUGUUUUUAUCAUCACUCUGUGCCGCACAGUGAAUGUCAAGGAGUUUUGUGAAUCCUGUUGGAAGCUGAUGCGUAAAGUCCUGGGCACUCAUUUAGGACACAGUGCGAUCUAUACCAUGUGCCACGUCAUGGAAGAGAGAGCCUACAUGGAAGAUGCAGCUGUUUUGCGGGGGGCUGUGUUCUUCGUAGGUAUGGCACUGUGGGGGGCUCACCGGCUUUCAACUCUGAAGAACACAUCGACAUCUGUGCUGCCAUCGUUCUAUAAGGCCAUGACUUGUACCAAUGCUGUGGUAUCCUUUGAAAUAGUCCUCUCGGUCACAAGAUUGAUAAAGAAGUAUGGGAAGGAGCUGCAGGAUGUCACGUGGGACAUUCUUCUCAACAUCAUUGAAAAGUUACUUCAGCAAAUUCAGACUUUAGGUAAUCCUGAACUGAAGUCCAUUGCACACGAGCUGCUGUCCACAGUAGAGGAGCUGUAUGAACAGAACGGUUACCACGGCUCCCACGAGAGGUUCUUUGGGCUGAUAGAAACAUGUUCAGAUACAAGACCUGAAGCCUCUGUCUUGACGCUGUUGUCAUUCCAAGCUCAUUCCAUUCACCCAGCGAAAGAUGGCUGGAUUCAGAACCUACAGAGGCUGAUGGAAAAGUUCUUCAGGAAUGAGACCAGGAGUAACAUUAGAAUCAAAGUUCUUGACAUCCUGUCGUUUGUGCUCAGCAUUAACCGACAGUUAUAUGAGGAGGAGCUGAUUGAGUCGGUGGUGAUUCCCCAGCUCAGUCAGAUUGCUGAUGACAAGCACCUUCAUGUUCGCAGGCUGGCCACACAGCUGCUGGUUGACCUGGCUGAGGACUGCAACACUCAUCAUUUCAACAGCCUCCUGGACAUUAUAGAGAAGGUGGUGAACCGGCCGUUGUUUUACCCUGUUGCUGCUGAGGCAGUAGAUGGGGAGGUUGCUUCUGAGUCUCCAAUGGAAGAUGUAAAGACUGCAGUCCUUGGACUUCUGGAGAUAUUACAGACCAAACUGUACACCUUGCCAGCCAGCCAUGCCAGCAGAGUCUACGAGCUACUGAUCAGCCACAUCCAGCUACACUACAAGAACAAGUACUCCUCAGCCAUUGCCAGCAGCAUUCGCCUACAGGUUUUUGAUUUCCUCUUGCUCCUGCGUGCUGACUCCCUCCAUCGUUUAGGGGUUCCUAAUAAGGAUGGUGUGGUGAGGUUUAGCCCAUACUGCCUCUGUGAUUUGGGUGAGCAGGAGAAGAGAACAAAUGAAAAGAAACCGCCAGGAACAGUGUCUCCCCCUGCUGGUAGUCCUACUCCAAGCAACCAGACCUCAUCCUUAAUUCGCAUGGGCUACCUCCCCUUCUCGUUGGCUUUUGGGCUAUUGUUGCAGUGUUUGAAACUGGAGACCGACUGGAAGGUUGUGAAGCUGGUUCUUGAUAAGCUGCCAGAGUCUCUGCAGUACAAAGUUCUUAUCUUGUCUUCUCCAUGUAACAUUGACCAACUGGGCACUAUUCUGUGUGCUAUGUUCACAGAUCGGCUGGUUUCGGAGCGGUCACGCAAAAUCACGGAUAGUUUUCCCCGAGCUGAUGCUCAGCUGAGUGUGGUUCCGGUGCUGGCGGCUUUAUCCUCCUUCCAUAAGUACCUGGAGCAGGGCAGACAGAGGGAGCUGGUUCAGUGUUUGAUUUGCCGGUGCGGCAGGCAGUGUAUUGUAGCACUCUCAAUGUGCACCAUCGAGAUGCCAGAUGUUAUGGUCAAACUGCUUCCUGCCUUGAUUGUGAAACUCACUCACAUUUCUGCCACUGUUGCUAUGGCCUCUCCUAUGUUAGAAUUUCUAUCAACUUUGGUCAGGCUUCCACACCUGUAUGCAAACUUUGUGGCUGAACAGUACGUGAGCGUGUUUGCUCUGUCCUUGCCGUACACCAACCCUUCCAAGUUUAACCAGUAUAUAGUGUCUUUGGCCCAUCAUGUAAUUGCCAUGUGGUUCAUCCGAUGUCGUCUCACAUUUCGGAAGGACUUUGUGCAGUACAUCACAAAGGGUUUGAGAUCCAAUGCUCUUCUUCCAUUUGAUGAAAGCCAGGAACAGAGCAGCUUCCGAGCACGCAGCACCAGUCUCAAUGAGAGGCCCAAGAGUCUGCGGACUGCAAAAUUCGCAAAGCCAGGCUUCAAUAACUCCUCCCCAGUUAAAGAGCUGAAAGAUCUCUCUGGUAUCGAUGCCUUCCGCUCCCGCAGCAUCAGCGUAUCCGAGCACGCCGUGCGCAGGAUGCAGACUUCCAUGACCACCAGCAGCCUGGGUUCUGCAGACGAGAGCUCUGUGGCUGAGGCUGACGAUGGCUUGAGGACCGUCCAUCUGGAGCUGACAGAGACCUGUCUGGACAUGAUGGCGAGAUACGUCUUCUCCAACUUCUCCGCCCUGCCCAAGAGAUCCCCUGUUGCUGAGUUCUUGCUGACUGGAGGAAGAAGCAUGACCUGGCUGGUUGGAAACAAGCUGGUUACCAUAACAACCAGCAGUGGAGCUAGGACCCGAUCCCUGCUCGGCCUUGAUUUGACAGAACGUCAGAGUUUGGGAGAAAUGACAAGAUCUGACCCUUCUCUUCACACGAGACAAACCAAAGAAGCCCCUGCUAAACUGGAAUCCCAGGCAGGCCAGCAAAUCGGCAAGGCGGCCCGCAUCAGAGUGCGAUCCAUGUCAGGUGGGCACGCCCUUCGUGCUGGCACUGCUCAGAGCUUGAGUCCACUGGUGUCCCCCCCCGACAGUGAAUUCUACGACCCCCCUUCCCAGUCCAUUCAGGUUUCUGAGAACUCGGCAAACUUCAAGCUGGAGCCCUCUCUCCAGAAGGAGAAGCCAAGCCUGGGGGAGUAUGCGCCACUGCUCACCCAGGGCUGGGCAGAGAUCUUCAUCCGCAGACCCUCUGGUAACACAAGUUGGUUGAUGUGCCUGGAGAACCCUCCAAGCCCCUUUUCAUCAGAGAACGGAAGCAUGCCCCUGCAGGAGCUUUCUAAUAUCCUGAUGUCUGUGGAACGGACCAAGAAGCCCAGGGCAUCUGAAGUCUUGAAAUCAAACUUAGAGCCAAGUUCAAGCCAGGCCUAUGUGACACAGAAAACGUCUGCACUGCAGCGUUCGAACACAGAUUCGGUGGUGGUUCUGGAGGAAGGGAACAUGCUGGGCGCUCGGCCAAAGGAGAGAGCUUCACCGACAGGUAUCCAGGACCGCGAGGAGUUUGAAGCAGUGCAACCAGAGCCCAUUUUUAUGGGAGACAAAUUCAACAAUCCCCAGGAAGCCUACAGCAGAUCUUCAUCCAGCUCGAGCCAGGAAGAUGAUAAAAGCACUCCUCUGGAAUAUGUCGGAGGGGGUGUCAUCCCUAUUGAGAAAGGAAUCUUUCAAUCUGCUGGGGACCCCAUGGAGGAGGAGGAGGAGGAGGAGGAGGAUCUUUCUUUCCAGCCUUCCCAAACCAUCAACAAAUCCAGCUCUUCCCUGGAGCUUCAGACUCUGCAGGAGGCCUUCAAAGAUGCUGUGAACAAGGAAGAAACCGCUGCAGGCAAACUCAGCAUUGAAGCAGAACCGGGGCCCACUGAUGUAAAUAGCCAGUUGGAAGCAUCAGCAGGAGGAGGAGGAGGAGGAGGUGCUGGUGCUGGUUUUGGUGGUGGUGCCGGGGCAGGUGCAGCUGCUAGUGCCGGGGCCAUGCCCAGAUCCAGGUUGGAGUUUCCAGCUCCACAGCCGAAUCUCGUCUCCCCAGGCGGCCACAGACCCCGCGGACACACAAUCUCAGGGUCCACCCCGUCGCAUUGGGAGAGGAAGAUGGAUCACGAUUCCUACCACAGAGGAGCUGCUUCCAACUCUGAGAAGAUGUCUGGGAUCAGUCCUAGCUUUGUGUUUCUUCAGCUCUACCAUUCGCCUUUCUUUGGAAAUGAAUCCAACAAACCUUUACUGCUGCCCAAGUCCCAGCUCGUGGACAGGACUGUUAAAGUUCUGGAUCAAAUGCCUCCUUAUGACACCCACAAGAUUGGAGUCGUGUAUGUUGGAGAAGGGCAGAUCAAUAAUGAAGUCGCCAUCCUAUCAAAUGAGUAUGGAUCCUACAGGUAUGCCCAGUUUCUGACCGGGCUUGGCAAGUUGAUCCAUCUAAAAGACUGUGAUCCUGAUCAGAUAUUCCUUGGCGGUCUGGACCAGUAUGGUGAUGAUGGGGAGUUCACAUACUGCUGGCACGAUGACAUCAUGCAGACCAUAUUUCACAUCGCCACCCUGAUGCCAAACCGAGAGUCCGAUAAGGGCUGCUGCAACAAGAAGAGGCACAUCGGGAAUGAUUUUGUCAUCGUAGUUUACAGCGACGCGGGAGAGGAAUACAAACUCGGAACAAUCAAGGGUCAGUUUAACUUUGUUGAAGUUAUAAUCAAGCCUUUGGAUUAUGAGAGCAAUCUUGUUACUCUUCAGUGUCGUAAAGAUUUAGAAGGACUCGUUGACAUAAGUGUGGCUAAGAUCGUGUCAGACAAAAACUUAGCUCUGCUGGUACGACAGAUGGCCCUGCAUGCUAAUAUGGCUUCCCUGGUUCAUCAGUACAAAUCAAACCCAUGCGAUGCCUAUGCCUCAAAGUGGCUCGCAAGACUGCGACACAUCAAGAAGCUGCGGACACGGGCCCAACAGGAGAUGCAAUCACGCCAGACCUCCGGGAUCUCCCUGAACCAGGCCCACACCCCGAUGCAGAACAAGAGCUCCCACCAGCAGGCCGGGGCCUCGGAGCCGGGGCAGCGGAAGCACCUCGUCUCCACGGUGGAUGACUUCACUGACUUUGUUUGAUGCGCCUGAGCAUAGCAAGCUUGCUUAUUUUGCUGUGUGUGUGUGUGUCUAUAUAUAUAUAUAUAUA
Messenger RNA from Polyodon spathula (Mississippi paddlefish), 5744 nucleotides. Its product is annotated as tuberin-like. Gene Ontology annotation, biological process: negative regulation of phosphatidylinositol 3-kinase/protein kinase B signal transduction; negative regulation of TOR signaling; regulation of small GTPase mediated signal transduction. Gene Ontology annotation, molecular function: GTPase activator activity. The coding region runs from base 161 to 5677 and encodes 1838 amino acids. Gene Ontology annotation, cellular component: nucleus; cytoplasm; TSC1-TSC2 complex. NCBI's taxonomy places the organism in Eukaryota, Metazoa, Chordata, Actinopteri, Acipenseriformes, Polyodontidae. The transcript has 41 exons. The record is from RefSeq and is a predicted model, not a curated record.